Molecule: messenger RNA, 2922 nt
Organism: Triticum dicoccoides
Lineage: Eukaryota; Viridiplantae; Streptophyta; Magnoliopsida; Poales; Poaceae
Exons: 5
Coding region: 2106-2663 (185 amino acids)
Biological process (GO): positive regulation of proteasomal ubiquitin-dependent protein catabolic process
Cellular component (GO): Cul4-RING E3 ubiquitin ligase complex
Source: RefSeq, a predicted model, not a curated record
UCCGGAAUCAGUCCAGAUCAGCGGAAGCUGCCCGGGGCCUCGGACAUCGAAUGGCGCAGGCGUUCUACCCAUAGGUGGCAGAAUUGGAAGAUCAUCGAAGCUGAGAAUUCACCCUUUAUAUCACUUAUCCAUGCGCUCUGAGCCCAUCUCGAACCGAAAGUUGGCGUCUGCCAUUCGAUAUUGCAUAGAGAGAUCCAGGGCCAAAUCCCUCGGAGAGGCUCCGUCUAGCUAUCUGCCGGACCAGAAAACGGCAGCGCACCCAUUCCCUACCGAGCAAACAGUAGAAGCAUGGAAAACACCUGCUGCUUCUGGCGAUACAAGGAUACUCAGCCCCUGCCAUGGCCCAGAGGCACUACACGGGCCUGCCAUAACCAUCGAACCCUAAGCGCUGCAUUAAGCAGGUGGAGGUUGUGAAUCCCAAGUCCACUGCAUUCAACAGGCCGAUAGACCAUAUCCCAUGCUACCUUGCAAUGUCCUGAUCUUCACAAGCCCAUCCUUCAUUUCAUCUGGCAUCCCUUUGGUAUCCUGCACAAGGAGCGCUCUAUAAGCUCUUAUCAUUUCAGCCCCCUUUUCUUGCUUCUUAGCCUCAAUGUUGUCCUUUGCUGCAAGGGCUGAGAGCCGUGCUCUUUCUGCCGAGAGCCUUGCUGUCUCAAGCUACUCACUCGAGGAACAUUGCUGCAUUUCUAUCAUAUCCCUACGAGUUUUCUUAACUUCCUCCUGAGUGGCUAUUAACUUCUCAAGCAACUCCAUAUCACCUGCAACCUCCUUUGACCUACCUUUGCCAUUACGUUUUGCCUUGACAUUUUUAUUCCAGGUGGGCGUGGGAUAUCUUCGACGUCCUCAGGAGUGGACACAUGCCUUCCCAUCUCCCCUGAUUCUGGGAUCUUUCUUUCCUUCGAUUGCUCGAGCCACUCGUUGUAUGUAGCCCAUUUCGUGUGCUCAUUAAUAGCCCGCCAACAAUCCAUGUGACAUCUUGGUCACAAGGCAACAGCUUUACCACUGCCAAGUCUCCCUUUCGUACAUAGUUCUGAGAUCAUUCAAAAAAUAAAUCAACUUUCAUAGUUCUACUUCAUAUGCAAUCUGACCAGAAAGAAGUAGAAACAAAGCUUACAGCGGUCUGUAUGGAUUGACAAACAAGCAAACCCGAAGCCUGGUAGAAGAAUAAGUUGUAUAAGGGUCUCUCAACUUUUACACUUUAUUCACCAUGCUGUAUGCCAAGCUUUUCUAUAGUCAUAAUAUUAUAUAACAAAAUUAUGCUCUUUUCCAUUCGCUAUUGAGUUUCCUUAUGUGCAUAUCAUAAGUAAUAAAUUUUGUUUUCAACACAAGGAUAGAUUUAUAGAAGUUGAAAUAGCACUAAAGCGAAGAAAGUACUUUUUUUUUGGGAGAAAAAGAAGUACUGCUUUCAUCAAGCUUAUCGGCUAAAAACAGUUGUUCUGCAUAAUGCUCGUGAACUUGUGGAGCUUUUGUUGCUAAAGUUCAGAUUUCUUUCUUACUAUUACUUGGAGCUCCAUGAAAAGUCAGGUUGCCGAUUCUAGAUACGGAUCAAAUCACAAAUUAUUUUGGAUCUUUUCCCUCAGCUACACGUCUCUUGUUGAAACAUUCAAAGGGAAGACAAUAAAAAAUGAGGUGUAUUGUACGCAGCAAGAGCAAGCACAUUUCAGAUCAAUCUCUUGAGACACGAAAUUACGUGCGUGAAAAGUAUGACGAUUAAUUAUUGACUUGUCUGGCCGUCCGGCAAUAGCUCUUCUUACUUUGAUUAACUGCGGCCACACUCGCUCGUUGCAGAGCACUAGAGAUUUGAAGGUAUAUACGAUAAAUGUGAGCACAGAAUUAAAAACAGGGAUAACAUCCACGGGUAGUCCUACAAGCUCUUGUUGCUAUCCAAAUUGGGAAACUGAGAAGAACAAGAACGAAUCGCAGCAGAACUCGGAGGCAGCAACUGCAGCGUUCCAUGGCUGCUUCUUGGUCUGGAGAUCUUGAGUCAAUGAAACGUCCUAUGACACUAAGAACUCUGGUGGUGUCUACAACCCAUGAUCAACCGAUAAGACCCUGCUCUACAGUGCCGCUGACGGCUCUCAGCGAUAGGUUCGUCAAGAAUCUCAACAAUGGCCUGCCAUCCAUCAUCCAAAAAUAAGGCAGUCUUCCUGUCACCGAGAAUCAUGGAUGUUAAGGCAAAGAAGACAUCCCUCUCGAUCUUGACAUGGCACCGGCCUUCGUUCGUCCGCUCCAAUGGGCCUGAAAUUUAUUGUAGCCUACGAUCUAGCAGAAAUGUUAUCUGGUUUAUCGGAGACUUGGGGCCAGCCUACCUUCUAGCUGAGGGACAAGUGAUCGAGACGGAUACGACAAAUAUCUUAAUCAGACAUCUGCAACUAAAGAAGAAAGAGAGUGAGGCCAAAGACGCAGGUUCUAGGACUCCAGGGGAAAGUGGCAAGGGUAAAAGAUGUGCUGCCAGAAGUUUGGGUGUGCAAAAGUCGUCAAAAAAGCCCAACUUGGGCAGUUCUUCCGGAUUGCCUUCCUCUGAUGAAGCAAUAUCUGGCUUUUCACAGCACACACUGCAGUCCUUCACCGUAGAGAGGUUGCGUGCACUUCUCCGACAAAGAGGCCUCACAACCAAGGGGAAAAAGGACGAACUGAUCACUCGCUUAAGAGAGGCGCAGAGUUGAUAUCAAUCUCAAGUUUCUGCCUUGUUUGUGAUUGAUCAAUUGCCUACUGGCACCGUAAAACGUUGCUGAGUUGAAUGAAUUAUUAUCAGGCUUUACUUGUUUACAUUUUGUAGGUGUAUGACUUAAGGUGAUGUAGUGAUUUACUCAGGCUCAGGCUAUCAUGAAUUUGAUGUCUUGUAGCGAACUUUACUAUAUGCUUGUCAGAAUUCUUGUUUCAUCUUGAAUUUUGGAUUAGAAAUGUGGCGGUCCAGUGUAGAAA